Messenger RNA from Salvia splendens (bonfire salvia), 1130 nucleotides. Its product is annotated as alcohol dehydrogenase-like 3. Gene Ontology annotation, biological process: formaldehyde catabolic process. Gene Ontology annotation, molecular function: alcohol dehydrogenase (NAD+) activity; S-(hydroxymethyl)glutathione dehydrogenase [NAD(P)+] activity; zinc ion binding. The record is from RefSeq and is a predicted model, not a curated record. The coding region runs from base 1 to 942 and encodes 313 amino acids. Gene Ontology annotation, cellular component: cytosol. NCBI's taxonomy places the organism in Eukaryota, Viridiplantae, Streptophyta, Magnoliopsida, Lamiales, Lamiaceae. The transcript is spliced from 7 exons.
AUGGAGCUCCGGAUUCGGGUACUGUUCACUUCAAUCUGCCAAACCGAUCUCACAUAUUGGCGCAGCCAGGAUGAAGCUCAUCGGAUUUUCCCUCGGAUUUUUGGUCAUGAAGCUUCUGGUGUGGUGGAAAGCGUGGGAGAAGGUGUGAGCGGUCUGGAAAUAGGAGACCAUGUUGUCCCCAUUUUCAACGACGAAUGUGGCAAAUGUGUCUACUGCAAUUCAAGCAUGACCAAUCUAUGCGAGAAAUUCAGAGUGGACACAACGAAAAGCACGAUGGCGAGCGACGGCAAGUGCCGGUUUUCAACGGAAGAGGGGAAGCCCAUCUUCCAUUUCCUCAACACUUCCACCUUCAGCGAAUAUACGGUGGUUGAUUCGGCUUGUGUGGUUAAGAUUGAUCACGAAGCCUCCUUGAAGAAAAUGUCUCUCCUUAGUUGUGGAGUUUCUACGGGUGUGGGAGCUGUUUGGAAUACGGCAGACCUGGAGGAGGGGUCUACUGUCGCUGGUUUCGAUCUUGGAGCUGUGGGAUUGGCUGUGGUAGAGGGGGCAAGGGUACGUGGGGCAUCUAGAAUUAUUGGAGUGGACAUCAACUCAGACAAACAAAUCAGAGGCGAAGCAAUCGGUAUCACAGAUUUUAUAAAUCCCAAGGAUUUGGACAUGCCAGUUCACCAGGGGUGGGGUUUGACGGUACUUUUAGGUGUACAUCCAUCACCAAGAUUGCUACCUCUGCACCCAAUGGAGUUGUUUGAUGGGAGAAGGAUAGUGGCUUCAGUGUUUGGUGACUUCAAAGGAAAAUCUCAACUGCCUCAAUUUGCCUACCACUGCACUAAAGGGGUGGUGAAGUUGGAAGAAUUCAUCACACAUGAAAUGCCAUUUUCCAAGAUCAAUGAUGCCAUGCAAUUACUCCUUGAUGGCAAGUCCUUGAGAUGCGUUCUACACCUUUGAAUGCAUGUUGUUACAUAAUAGCAAUGUGGAUAUACAUAUGCAUGGUUGCUGUUAUAUUUACUAGUUUGGUGUGUCUGUGAAUCCCUUGUGAGUCUAGCCUAUGCUCUUCGUAUGCAUGCUUCUAUCAACUGAGCUUUUUAUCGAGUUGUAAUUAACGGAUGAUUUAUUAACGGAUGAUUUAUUUAUCA